UAACAUGAUAGGUACGAGUAGGAUAUAAUUCACUUUUCAGAGGACUGUAAAAUCAAUGACAAGAAGAGCUACGUAUUGCUAUUAAAAAUGAUGUAUACACGGUUUAUCACCAUAGUUAAAGGGCCUGAUGAUCGGGCAUAAAUAUAUCUGUUCGCUCUUUAUUAAACACUUGUGCAAUCGUUUCGAACAGGACAGUAUUGAUUCAAUGGAUCUAAAGUGAGUUUAAUAAUUACCUACACUUAUUACUGUGUGACUUCACCUUAUGUAACAUCAAGUAUGUAUUGAAACAACGCCAGACGCCUUGUAGAUCAUAUAUUUAUAGCUACGCUUCGCUGGGAAAAACAUGAACAAAUUAGUUUAAACUUGUGUUUUUAAAAUGGAGCUUUACCGAAAGUUUCCUAAGUUUUGCGCUGGAUGGUGUUUCCUGGAAAUAUUCAUCUUUGCUGGACAACUUUUCGGAUGGACAUCAAUUCAAUACGUGUUAAAGAAAGAAGGUUUUUAUAGCGAUUUGUGCAAGUUUGACAAUGGUGCAUACAAGAAAUGUGUUUCUGAAUUUAUCAAUCCAGACGAUGUUUCCAGCGCACAAAUUGAAAUAUUUGUAACAAAGGGCUGUGAUUCACGUUACUUAAUUUCUCGAAGAAAUAAAACAGAUUUAAAUACAGAUAGUGCAGGUGACUUUAAUUUCAUUAGCCAGUCAGUGAUGAAUCAGACCAAAGGGCAGUAUGCCUUUGAGCUAUCAACAAAUGGAAAUGACUAUGCUAGCCAAUCAGGCGAAGAUAACAGCGAUGUCGUCAUCCAAAGUGACCAAUGGGAGACCGGUGAAGGGGACAGACCAACUUGUUAUGAUCAGGAUGCAAGACUUAAUUUAUGGUUUUCGGUGGCCAUAUGUAUUUCCUACGUAGCAUGUUCUGUGAUGGGUCCUGUCCUAAACAGAAUUGGCAUGCGACUGUUUCGCUUGGUGUUAAUAUGCAUGUAUAUCGUUGGUGUCCUGUGUAUUGGAUUCGCUCCAAAGGAAAUUCCCUGGUUGAUCGCACCGGGGCUGUGCUGCAUGGGAGUCGCAGGAAUGGGUCUCUAUGCUACUAACAUACAUAUAUCGUAUUUGUUUCCUGCCGUCCAGUCCACCAUAACUUCCGUGUUUGUCGGUUUAUAUGAUGUUUCCACCGUAUUUUCUUUUUUAUUAAAGGUAUGUCACGAGAGCGGCAUUUCCAGAAGAUACUAUUGUUUAGGGCUGGCGGUGGUGCACUUGAUCUUGGUGGGAAUCAGCACAUGCUUUCUCUUGCCCUCCAACAAAUUAAGGCUGAGAAGCACUGACCACGCUGUUGCUAGGAAGGAGAAACCAAGUGUAGCAACGUAUGACAAAGUGCCCGGUCCUGAUGGGAAUUGCAUUUCAGAAAAAGAAAAGUUUCUGAAUGUCGGGCUGGAUCAAGAUAACGACGCGGACGGGCGGAAGGUCCGUGCGCUCAGAUCCCUGUGUUCUAUUGAGUACCUAUUGCACGUGUUCUGGAUGUGUUGCCAAGGGUUACGAUUUGUAACAUUUCUGGGUUUCUUCAGCGCUUGGACUGGCACAAAAUUCAGAGGGAAUUCCAUAAAAGAAAGUUACUACCUUGGUGUAUUUUCCUACGUUACCAUGGGGACAGCUAUAACCGCCGUAACUGCGGGAAUGCUUCAUGACUGUCAAAGACGACAAUACAUGAGCAGACCCGACUUCCAGAGAAGACGUCUGCCGAUCGUCCUUCCACUUGCAGUUACAUCUCUCUUGUCAAUUAUCAUCACGUCUCUGAUCUUCGUGCAACAGGAGAUAUUCAUCAACAUUGUCUUCGUGGUGUUCACCAUCUACAGAUCUUUCCUCUUCUCCUUUGAAAUCACCUUCUUAAAUGACGUAUAUCCGUUGCAAACAUUCCCCGUGUUAUUCGGAGUUCUGCAUUCCUCGGCCGGGUUGGCUGGUUUACUUCAGUACCCUUUAUUUGAGUGGUACAAGUCGAGCCAACUUGCUCCGGAUCAAGUGAAUUACUUUUUGAUCGGACUGGCGGUCGCUUCGUUUAUUCAUCCUCUGUACAUUUGGAUCUCAUGCAGGAGACAUGGCGACCAGGGCGGCAAAAGUGACGCAAUUGAGUUGUUCAUAUAAAUUGACAGUUGUACUGGUUUCCAACAACUAUUUUCUUGUUAAAUCAGGACGAUUUUGAAGUUGUUACUAGCUUUCCUCUACCAAGAGGGACACUAUGCCAACAUCAGUAUCUUGCCGAAAAGAACGCAACAGAACGCCAACAUCAGUAUCGGACAAUAGGCUAACGUCAGUACCGGACAAUACCCCAACAUUAGUAUCGGACAAUACGCCAACAUUAGUAUCGGACAAUACGCCAACAUCAGUACCGGACGAUACGCCAACAUCAGUACCGGACAAUACGCCAACAUUAGUAUCGGACAAUACGCCAACAUCAGUACCGGACGAUACGCCAACAUCAGUACCGGACAAUACGCCAACAUCAGUACUGGACAAUACGCCAACACCAGUACUGGACAAUACGCCAACAUCAGUACCGGACAAUACGCCAACAUCAGUACCGGACGAAACGCCAACAUCAGUACCGGACAAUACGUCAACAUAAGUAUCGGACAAUACGCCAACAUCAGUACCGGACAAUACGUCAAAAUCAGUAUCGGACAAUACGCCAACACCAGUACUGGACAAUACGCCAACAUCAGUACCGGACAAUACGUCAACAUCAGUAUCGGACAAUACGCCAACACCAGUACUGUACAAUACGCCAACAUCAGUACCGAACAAUACGUCAACAUCAGUAUCGGACAAUACGUCAACACCAGUACCGGACAAUACGCCAACACCAGUACUGGACAAUACGCCAACAUCAGUAUCGGACAAUACGUCAACAUCAGUACCGGACAAUACGUCAACACCAGUACUGGACAAUACGUCAACACCAGUACUGGACAAUAUGCCACGGACAAUACGUCAACACCAGUACUGGACAAUGCGUCAACACCAUUACUGGACAAAACGCCAACACCAGUACUGGACAAUACGUCAACAUCAGUAUCGGACAAUACGUCAACACCAGUACUGGAGAAUACGUUAACAUCAGUAUCGGACAAUAAGUAAACACCAGUACUGGACAAUAAGUAAACACCAGUACUGGACAAUAAGUAAACACCAGUACUGGACAAUACGUCAACACCAGUACUGGACAAUACGUCAACACCAGUACUGGACAAUACGCCACGGACAAUACGUCAACACCAGUACUGGACAAUACGCCACGGACAAUACGCCAACACCAGUACUGGACAAUACGUCAACAUCAGUAUCGGACAAUACGCCAACAUCAGUAUCGGACAAUACGCCAACAUCAGUACCGGACAAUACGCCAACAUCAGUACCAAACGAUACGCCAACAUCAGUACCGGACGAUACGCCAACACCAGUACCGGACGAUACGCUAACAUCAGUAUCGGACAAAAGGCUAACGUCAGUAUCGGACAAAAGGCUUACAUCAGUACCGGACAAUACACCAGCAUCAAUACCGAUCGAUACGCCAACACCUGUACCGGAAGAUACGCCAACAUCAGUACCGGACAAUACGCCAACAUUUGUAUCGGACAAUACGCCAAUAUUAGUACCGGACGAUACGCCAACAUCAGUACCGGACGAUACGCCAACACCAGUACCGGACGAUACGCAAACAUCAGUAUCGGACAAUGGGCUAACGUCAGUACCGAACAAUACGCCAACAUCAGUACCGAUCGAUAUGCCAACAUCAGUACCGAUCGAUACGCCAACAUCAGUAGCGGACGAUACGCUAACAUCAGUAUCGGACAAUGGGCUAACGUCAGUACCGGACAAUACGCCAACAUCAGUACCGAUCGAUACGCCAACAUCAGUACCGAUCGAUACGCCAACAUCAGUACCGGACGAUACGCCAACAUCAGAAUCGGACAAUACGCCAACAUUAGUACCGGACGAUACGCCAACAUCAGUACCGGACGAUACGCCAACAUCAGUACCGGACGAUACGCUAACAUCAGUAUCGGACAAUAGGCUAACGUUAGUACCGGAAAAUACGCCAACAUCAGUACCGGACGAUAUGUCAACAUCAGUACCGGACGAUACGCCAACAUCAGUACCGGACGAUACGCCAACAUCAGUACCGGACGAUACGCUAACGUUAGUACCGGAAGAUACGCCAACAUCAGUACCGGACGAUAUGUCAACAUCAGUACCGGACGAUACGCCAACAUCCGUACCGGACGAUACGCUAACAUCAGUACCGGACGAUACGCCAACAUCAGUACCGGACGAUACGCCAACAUCAGUAUCGGACGAUACGCCGACAUCAGUACCGGACGAUACGCUAACGUCAGUACCGGACAAUAGGCUGACAUCAGUACCGGACGAUACGUCAACAUCAGUACCGGACGAUACGCCAACAUCAGUACCGGACAAUACGCCAACAUCAGUACCGGACGAUACGCCAACAUCAGUACCGGACGAUACGCUAACAUCAGUACCGGGCGAUAUUUCAACAUCAGUACCAGACGAUACGCCAACAUCAGUACCGGACAAUAGGCUAACGUCAGUACCGGACAAUAGGCUAACAUCAGUACCGGACAAUAGGCUAAAGUCAGUACCGGACAAUACGCCAUCGUCAGUACCGAACAAUAGGCUAACGUCAGAAUCGGACAAUAGGCUAAUGUCAGUACCGGACAAUAGGCUAACGUCAGAACCGGACAAUAGGCUAACUUCAGUACCGGACAAUAGGCUAACGUCAGAACCAGACAAUACGCCAUCGUCAGUACCGAACAAUAGGCUAUCGUCAGAAUCGAACAAUAGGCUAAUGUCAGUACCGGACAAUAGGCUAACGUCAGAACCGGACAAACGGCCAACAUUAACAACGAACAAUAGGCAACAAUACGCCAACAUCAGUACCGGACAAUACGCAAACACCAGUAUCGAUACAACCACACGGUUAGACUGACGGUCAUACGUGUCCUUGUGUUUUUGGGGUAUUGUGUGGGGUCAUUUAAAAAAGCUAUUCACCGAUGGAAUUCCCUGGUGUUUAUGUGUCCGUUCCUCUGAACCCAAUUCCAUUACUUUGAUUGUAUUAAUGAGAGAACAUCUUUCAAGAGGAGGUGUUUGUGAUGUAAUGAUCUUAUUUAAUUUAAUACAUUGAUCAUGGUGUAAUAAUG
Molecule: messenger RNA, 5202 nt
Organism: Mya arenaria
Lineage: Eukaryota; Metazoa; Mollusca; Bivalvia; Myida; Myidae
Product: equilibrative nucleobase transporter 1-like
Exons: 10
Coding region: 377-2125 (582 amino acids)
Source: RefSeq, a predicted model, not a curated record